AUGGUGAGGCUUCUGGGACUUAGUCUCGGAGAAUCGGCUGAACCGCCAAGGGAGAUCACGUCAUCGCGGAGCAACUUGACGAGCGAGUCCAGUGAGAACGGGUGGCUGAUCAGGUUCUUUGACUCCGCGUUUUUCUGCGAGUGGAUUGCUGUGAGCUACCUGUACAAACAUGAGCACUCAGGGGUUCGUGAUUACUUGUGUAACCGAAUGUACACUCUGCCAUUGUCUGGUAUAGAGAGCUACCUUUUCCAGAUUUGUUACAUGUUGAUACACAAGCCAAGCCCAUCGCUGGAUAAGUUUGUUAUUGAUAUAUGCUCCAAGUCACUGAUGAUUGCCCUUAAGGUGCACUGGUUCUUACUGGCUGAGCUCGAGGAUUCAGAUGACAAUGAUGGGAUUAGUCGGAUUCAAGAAAAGUGUCAGAUCGCUGCGACUUUGAUGGGGGAAUGGCCUCCCUUGCUGAAGCAGCGUAAUGAGAAUUCAACCCCUGGCAGUAAAAACCAGGUGCUAAACAAGCUGUUAUCAUCGAAGCAGAAGUUCUUAUCUUUGACCUCCUCACCACCUGCACAAAGAUCUGUAUCAUUUUCACAUUCAUCAGGUAAUCAUUUGCCAGAUGAUGGUGGGCAAGGCUCACCUGAGAAUAAACUUUUCAAGAAAUUCAUCCCUGGUCCAAAGGUCAGGGAUGCUCUACUUUUUAGAAAAUCUAUGGAUAAAGAUGAUGAGGAUAGUGAGAAGGAUGGAUUUCUUAAGAGGCUUUUGAGGGACAGCAGUAAACGAGAUGAGGAGGAGUUGACGUCAAGCUCUGAUGGUUUUUUCAAGAGGCUCUUGAAAGAUUCAAAUCGAACUGAAGAUGAUGAGGUAAUGUCUAGCUCAGAUGGUUUUUUCAAAAGGCUUUUGAGGGAUUCAGGGAAAGUUGAAGAGGAGGAGUUGACUUCACCAUCAGAUGGGUUCUUCAAGAGGCUUUUGAAGGAUCAUAACAGAGGUGAAGAGGAUGAGCUGACAGUAAGUUCGGAGGGUUUUUUUAAGAAAUUGUUUCGUGAUAGCAAGGGUGAAGUUGACGACCGGUUACUCUCUAAAUCAAUGGAAGAUGAUGAAAGAGAUGGGUUUUUUAGGAAGUUUUUUAAGGAGAAAUUCGAUGACAAGAAAGACGGGAAUGAAAAAAAUGAGGAUGAGAGGAUGAAUGCCAUGGAGAAAUUCGGAAAAUCGACGGAGGAUGAUGAAAAAGAUGGAUUCUUCCGUAAAUUGUUCAAGGACAAGUCCGAUGACAAGAAACAUGGUCCUGAUAAGGGCAGUGAAGGGAAUAAUCUCAACGGAGAGGAAGAAGAAUCUUCAGAUAAUUCUUUGUUCCGGAAGUUAUUUCGUGUGCACCCUGAAGAUUCAAAAAGUGCAUCGGUCAAUGAAAAUAGUAGCAAUGGACAUGUGAGCUUAUCUGAAAGCAGCCCAGGGACUGAGAAAUUCUUCCGCAAACUGUUCCGAGACCGUGAUCGUUCAGUCGAAGAUUCUGAAUUGUUGAGUGGAAAGAAAAACAAAGAGAAGUUUCCUGGUUCACCUAAGCAACAAAAUGAUAAGUCAAAUGCAAAACCCCCAUUACCAAAUCACUCGUCAUCACAAUUGCGGAAAGGAGCAUAUCAUGAAUCCCUGGACUUUGUACUGUCUUUGUGCGACACUUCCUAUGGCCUAGUGGAUGUAUUCCCGGUUGAAGAUCGAAAAAGUGCCCUUCGAGAGUCACUUGUGGAGAUCAAUUUGCAUUUAGUUGAGGCUCAACUAGCUGGAGGUGUUUGCUUUCCUCUGGGAAAGGGCAUGUACCGUGUGGUUCAUAUACCUGAAGAUGAGGCUAUUCUACUGAACUCCAGAGAAAAGGCACCUUACAUGAUCUGCGUGGAAGUUUUGAAAAGUGAAAUACCAAGCAAUUCUAAGGAUGCCUCUGGUGCUCAAAAGCUUUCUAGAGGAGGAAUUCCUCUAGCUAAUGGGGAUGCAUUGUUGCCAAAGCCACCACCAUGGGCAUAUCCGUUGUGGACUACUCAGGAAGCAUACCGUAAUAGUAGUGAUAGAAUGUCAAGAUCAACGGCUGAAGCCAUUGAUCAGGCAAUGUCCCAUUCUUCAGAGGCAAAGUUGAAGGUUGUCACUUUGAGUCUUUCUGUGGAGAGGCGGACGGUUGAUUCAAGAUUGAAAACUGAAGUGCCUGAUUCGCACUCUGGCAUCCGCCGCAGUAGUUCACGCAGAAAGGCUGCAGAUGGCUGUGAUUUUGACUGGAUAAAGGUAGUUUUGACAGCAGAUUCUAGAGCCAGAAUGGAUGAUAUUGGAGAUGAAGGGCCACGUAGAAGGGAGCAUCGUCGUGUUCCAAGUACUAUUGCGAUAGAAGAAGUGAAGGCUGCAGCAGCCAAAGGUGAAGCACCUCUUGGACUUCCUCUUAAAGGAGCUGGGCAAGAUUCAUCAGAUUCACAACCUAGGGCAAAUGGUGGCACUCCUAGAGCCACUGAUCCCUUAUCUGGUGAACUUUGGGAUUUAAAAAAAGAGAGAAUACGCAAAGCUUCAGUACAUGGGAAGUUACCCGGUUGGGACUUGCGCUCUAUGAUUGUGAAGAGUGGGGAUGACUGCAGGCAGGAGCAUCUUGCUGUGCAACUUAUUUCUCAUUUCUACGAUAUAUUCCAAGAAGCUGGGCUUCCUCUUUGGCUGCGUCCUUAUGAAGUAUUGGUGACAUCUUCUUACACAGCUCUUAUUGAAACAGUUCCAGAUACGGCUUCAAUUCAUUCCAUCAAGAGUAGAUAUCCUAAUGUAAAUAGUUUGCGUGACUUCUUUGUUGCCAAAUAUACAGAAAAAUCCUCAAGUUUCAAGCUGGCGCAGAGGAACUUCGUUGAGAGUAUGGCUGGUUAUUCGCUGGUGUGCUACCUUCUCCAGGUGAAAGAUAGACACAAUGGAAACCUUUUAUUGGAUGAAGAAGGUCAUAUUAUUCAUAUAGACUUUGGGUUUAUGCUCUCCAAUUCGCCUGGUGGAGUGAACUUUGAGAGUGCGCCCUUCAAGCUAACCCGGGAACUUCUUGAGGUCAUGGACUCUGAUGCAGAGGGAGGUCCAAGCGAAUUCUUUGACUAUUUCAAGGUUUUAUGCAUUCAAGGAUUCUUAACUUGUCGUAAGCAUGCAGAGCGGAUAAUUCUUCUUGUUGAGAUGUUGCAGGAUUCUGGAUUUCCUUGCUUCAAGGGGGGUCCAAGGACUAUUCAAAACUUAAGGAAACGGUUUCAUCUAAGUUUGACUGAAGAGCAAUGCGUCUCCUUGGUACUCUCUCUUAUCAGCAGUAGUUUAGAUGCGUGGCGGACAAGGCAGUAUGAUUAUUAUCAGAAGGUAUUGAAUGGUAUAUUGUGA
Molecule: messenger RNA, 3354 nt
Organism: Linum trigynum
Lineage: Eukaryota; Viridiplantae; Streptophyta; Magnoliopsida; Malpighiales; Linaceae
Source: the annotation of a GenBank genome assembly